AUGUGGACAAGGCCCCUUCCUGAGGUCUAUGAUCCACAAGAAGUUGCUGACUAUUUCAGUCGCAGACCUCAUGUAGUGGCCUUUCGACUUAUUGAGGUGUUUGCCUCCUUUGCUUCGGCCGUUUUCAGAAUUCGAGCUUCAGCUGUCCGUAGGUCAUAUAGGUCAAGUGCCAAUAAUGAUGUUGAUAAGAACGGUUCCCAGUACAAUUUUGGGAUGGUGCUGAAAGAAACAAUGCUACACCUGGGCCCCACUUUUAUCAAAGUUGGUCAGUCACUUUCGACAAGGCCAGAUAUAAUUGGCUCCGAAAUUUCAAAGGCAUUGUCUGAGCUGCAUGAUCAAAUCCCUCCUUUUCCCCAAACUGUGGCUAUGAAGAUCAUUGAGGAAGAGUUAGGAUAUCCUGUAGAAACAUUCUUUAGCUACCUCUCUGCAGAACCUGUUGCUGCAGCUUCAUUUGGUCAGGUCUAUAGGGGAAGUACCCAUGAUGGUUUCAGUGUUGCCGUGAAAGUGCAACGUCCAAAUUUGCAUCACGUGGUAGUUCGUGAUGUCUAUAUUCUUCGCCUUGGGCUGUGGCUGUUGCAAAAGAUUGCAAAAAGGAAAAGUGAUCUUCGCCUUUAUGCUGAUGAGCUUGGGAAAGGCUUAGUUGGGGAGUUGGACUACACUUUGGAGGCUGAAAACGCUUCAGAGUUCAGGGUCUAUAGGGGAAGUACCCAUGAUGGUUUCAGUGUUGCCGUGAAAGUGCAACGUCCAAAUUUGCAUCACGUGGUAGUUCGUGAUGUCUAUAUUCUUCGCCUUGGGAUUGCAAAAAGGAAAAGUGAUCUUCGCCUUUAUGCUGAUGAGCUUGGGAAAGGCUUAGUUGGGGAGUUGGACUACACUUUGGAGGCUGAAAACGCUUCAGAGUUCAGGGUACCCAUUUGA
Messenger RNA from Ilex paraguariensis (yerba mate), 915 nucleotides. The record is from the annotation of a GenBank genome assembly. Lineage: Eukaryota; Viridiplantae; Streptophyta; Magnoliopsida; Aquifoliales; Aquifoliaceae.